Ceratotherium simum simum (southern white rhinoceros) is the source of this 1877-nucleotide messenger RNA. It is a transcript of the gene PIH1D2, whose product is annotated as PIH1 domain containing 2. Gene Ontology annotation, biological process: rRNA processing; box C/D snoRNP assembly. The record is from RefSeq and is a predicted model, not a curated record. Gene Ontology annotation, cellular component: R2TP complex; cytoplasm; ribonucleoprotein complex. NCBI's taxonomy places the organism in Eukaryota, Metazoa, Chordata, Mammalia, Perissodactyla, Rhinocerotidae.
CGGGCGCCUUCCUGAAAAAGAAGUGGGUCGGGCUCAGCUGAAAAGCAAGCUCAGCACCAGAAGAGGGAGAUUCCUCCGGAACUGGAUGUAAAGAGACCUUUCUGUCUGCAGCUUCCCGGACCCAAUUAGAGGCUGUACCCAGCCUGGUUACCCUGGUAACAGGUGUAGCGGUUUGUCAAGGAACUGAGAGAAGAGACGUAAGAGGCCUAUUCACUGGAAUCAUGGAGUCAUCCUCAAAGGGUCUGCUCAGCCAAGUUACUCAAUUCUGGAACCUCCUAGAUGAUCUGGCUGAAAGUAAUCCUGAGAGCUAUGAGAAGUUCAUUCAACAGCAAUUGAAAGAGGGGAAACAGCUCUGGGCUGCCCCAGAACCACAGCUCUGUCUACAAACCAGGAUCCUGAAACCAAAAGAAAAAAUACUUUUUAUCAACCUAUGUCAGUGGAAAAGGAUCCCAGCUCCCCAGUCAACCACUCAUCCAGUACCUCUAAGUAUUGGAAGACCAGAAGAUAUGUCUGAGACAUCAGAUCUUUACACAGUCAUCGAUGUUGCCUACAAUCCUGAUGUUCUCCAGGCAGCAGAAAAGGACCAAGUGAAAAAAGAUCAAUUAAUAUGGAUGGCCAUGAAAUGCAUUGAGGAGCAACUCCAAUUCACUCUCUCACACUCUUACCAUAUUACCAAAUUUAGAAUAAAAGGAAGCAUUGAAAGGAUGAAACAAAAUCUGAUGGGAAUCCAAACUGACCCCACAGAUUUAAGAGAGAAAAUGAGAAAGGAACUAACCCUUGAACAGAUAAGAAGUAGUACUGUGAGCAAUCCAGAUCACUCUCCUCAACUUUUACUGCCAAAAGACCAAGUUUCGGGCAAAACAGGGUGUCUGAUAGAAGAGAUUUCUAGUGCAGAGAUCCAGGUGGAGAUGAAGACACCAGACUAUGAAUUAAAAAUUGUGGUGGAUCAAAAUGAAAAACCUCUGAAAAUUGAAUUAAAAGUUGAAUUACCUGGUAUUAAUUCAGUAUCUCUCUGUGACCUUCGUGUUUCUGAGGAUGAUUUAUUGAUUGAGGUCUCUGAGAAGUACAGAUUACAUGUGAAUCUUCCAGAAUCUGUGGAUACUGAAAUGACUACAGCAAAAUUUAUCAAAGAGAAAGCUACAUUACUCGUCACGAUGCCGUUGGUCUAAGUCAAGAGCAUCAUGUGUUUUGGGUUUUCAGUGCUCAAGUCAUGUGAGUUAUAGGACCUUCAUUAUGGGUGAAGAGAUAGAGGUUUAUCUUAAACACUAGUUUCAUAUUUUCUAAGAGUUCCUUUUGAUGGAAUGAGAUUUCCUCAUCAGCUGUUAUGUUUUAUCUUUUUUAACUCUCUUCUUCUCAAAUAAACUUGGCAUCAAGCAGAAACUACUAAAAACAGUCUUGCCAUGAUAUACUUGUUUUGAAGAUAUUUGUAAUGGUCUUAAGUAACUUAAAUAUCAUUUGGGAAAUUUUAUGUUUCUAAGUAACGUGAGAAUUUUUGGUUUGCUGGUUGAAAAAAAUUUUUGUCCUUAGUAAAUUUUUGUAUCAGGAAUAAAUCGCAGACUGUGCAAGUUUUUUAUUACCAAGAUGGGCCAUAGCAGUUCAAGUUUCCACCAGCAAUAAAGAUAUAGGGCCAAUGUAAUAAUAUGCAUACCUCUGCUUCUAUGAACCUCUGUACUUGUAUAACACAGUUCUGGCAGGAGUCCAAGCUACCCAGGCCAACCAUUUAAUAUCAGAUAUGGAGUUGUAUGUGGAUUAGAUACAACAAUGCAGUAACAGUAAUUGAAUGUUAUUGCACAUAAGAUAGAAAAUAUAUCCAACUCUAAUUUAAGAAAAAGGAGUUGACUUUGAGACAAGUGCCUUUCUCCUAAGAAAAUAAUUUU